Xenopus laevis (African clawed frog) is the source of this 6914-nucleotide messenger RNA. It is a transcript of the gene sned1.L, whose product is annotated as sushi, nidogen and EGF-like domains 1 L homeolog. The record is from RefSeq and is a predicted model, not a curated record. Gene Ontology annotation, cellular component: cytoplasm; plasma membrane; plasma membrane bounded cell projection. The coding region runs from base 1232 to 6325 and encodes 1697 amino acids. Gene Ontology annotation, molecular function: calcium ion binding. The transcript has 40 exons. Gene Ontology annotation, biological process: cell communication; axon guidance; cell-matrix adhesion. NCBI's taxonomy places the organism in Eukaryota, Metazoa, Chordata, Amphibia, Anura, Pipidae.
GGGGGGAGGGGACAGAACCCCCUGGUCCGCUAUGAACAGAGACUUCAGUGUGACAGAGUUGCUGCUGCAGUUUAUACGCGAGGGAGAGUGCUGGGAGCUGCAUUGGGUGACACUCUGAGAGUGAUGGGGAGCGGACACAGAGUCCUGGCAACUGACCUGACAGUCACUCUGUGAGGGCUGCUGGGAACCGGACAAAAGGUCCUAGAACUGCACUGGGAGAGACUGGGAGAUACUGGGAGAGUGCUAGAGACUGGACAGAGAGUCCUACAAACUGCACUGGGUUUUUCUCUGAGAGACCUGAAGGCUGGAAAGAGUCCUUUGAACUGCACUGAGAGACACUCUUGGGACUGAGGAGACAGUCAUAAGAACUGCUCAGGGAGACACUCAGAAGGUGCUGAGAAGUGGCCAGACAGUCGUAGGACUUGCACUGCGAGACACUCCGAGAGAACCUGAACAGACUGGACAGAACUUCCAAGGAACUGCACUGAGAGACAAUUUUAGAGUGACAGGCUCCGCUGAAAGUGUCAUAGGAAUUUUAUGGAAAGGCAUUUAUAGUGUUGAGGGGGAGAGAGGCAUAGGUAAUGCAUUGUAAAACCUUAGGAGAGUGCUAGAGAGCCUGGGCAGUGAGUGCCACUCUGAGAGUGCUGUGACCAGGGCACAGGAGACACGCUAAGAGCAGCACAGACAGGGUAGAAAGUCAGAGAGUUCUGUAAAUUGCACUUGCAUACAAAGCACCGAAGCCUGCAGGUAGAUAGGAAUGUGAAGGAGACAGAUAGAAGGACUUGGAAGUGCACGGAUAGUCAGGAAGGCUACUCGGCUCUUUCAAGAGUGCAAGAAGUAUCGGGCAGACUAUAGUGCCAGGAAAUAUGCAUAGACUGUGGCUGUGAUAGAAAAAGGGGACCAGCAAGAGAUACCAGUUUGCCCAUACAUGAUCCAGGAGCUACUGUAACAUGACAAGGACUGCAGUCAGGCAAAAUAAGGAUUAGCACAAAAGAACGGCAUGUUUUGUCCACAGCCUAUUGUGUAGACUAUAAAACACACGCAUUACUGUGUGCUGGGUUUGCUUUAUAUCCAGUUGGAUAUAAAUAAAUGAUACAGGGCACAACAAUUUAGCCAGUGAGGGAACAUCUAGAGACAUUGGGAAAGGGCAUUAGAAGGCAGCUAGAGUAUUGUAUUCAGUUGUAAGGUGCUACAAGUCUAACUGUAUAGAACAGUGCAGUCUCCUUUGAAGAUGAAGUAUCCUGCCCUGCUCUGGAUUCUCAUCUCUUUGGUGUGGUGUGCACAAGGCUUGGUGCCUUUGGCAGAUUUCUACCCCUUCGGUACAAAGGAGGGGGACACGGUGACCCGCAGGCAAGAUGAUGGGGGAUCUGGUCUACUGCAGAUUUCCAAACCCUUCACCUUUUUCGGUGACAAGCACAGUGGUCUCUAUGUGAAUAACAAUGGGGUGGUGUCCUUUCUCCGGGAGGUGUCCCAGUUUACUCCUGUGGCAUUUCCUAUCUCUGGUGACCGCAGAGUGGUGGCUGCAUUUUGGGCAGACGUGGAUAACCGUAGGGGUGGCAAUGUAUUCUACCGUGAGACAGAGGAUUCCAUUAUUCUGGAUCGUGCCACUAUGGAUGUACGCACUUACUUCCCAGAACUCCCUGACUUUCACUCAACUUGGGGCUUCAUUGCCACUUGGCAGCGUGUCACUUUCUAUGGCGGUGAUUCUACUUCACCUAUUAACACCUUUCAGAUUGUGCUGAUCACAGAUGGCCUUCGCUCCUUCACCAUUUUUAACUAUGAGACAAUUGAAUGGACAACAGGCCGACAUGCCAGCAGUGGUGGAGACAGUUCUGGUAGAGGGGGCAUUGCUGCACAGGCUGGCUUUAAUGCAGGCGAUGGCUGGAGAUAUUUUAAUAUCCCAGGCUCUCGUACUGAUGAUAUUGCAAGGAUUGCAAACACAACCAAUGUAGGAGUUCCUGGACGCUGGGUGUUUCGUAUAGACAACAACCAUGUGCAGGUUGGGGAAUGCAGGAAUGCAACUUCUGUGUGCUGGACGCUACGUCCCUGCCAGAAUGGGGGUCGCUGCAUUGACGACUGUGUGACUGGGAAUCCUUCAUACACUUGUUCUUGCCUUAGUGGCUUCACUGGAAAGCACUGCCACAUUGACAUGGGGAGAUGCUACUCCCAGCCCUGUCAGAAUGGAGGAACCUGUGUGGAUGAGCCUGGCACCUUCACCUGUCUGUGUGCCCCGGACUUUACAGGAACCUUAUGUGAAACAGAGGUAUCGCCCUGCACAUAUAAGACCUGUCACAAUGGAGGGGAGUGCGAGGUUCAUCAUGGGAUGGCAGUGUGCCUGUGCCAGGAAGGAUAUACAGGGGCCCACUGUGAUACAGAACUCUUGCCAUGUUCUUCCUCUCCUUGUUUGAAUGGCGGGACCUGCAAAAAUGUUGGUGUUGGAUUUAGCUGUCAUUGCACAUUGGGAUUUACUGGAAUUCACUGUGAAAAAGAACCCAGUCCAUGCUUUACAUCUCCCUGUAUGAACAAUGGAGUGUGCAAGGAUGUGGGUGCUGGAUACAUCUGUGUGUGUGUGCAGGGAUUCACUGGAAUACAUUGUGAAACAGAACUGAGACCCUGCUUAUCAUCUCCCUGCCAGAAUGGUGGAAGCUGUGAAGAUGUGGGCUCUGGUUACUUCUGUAUGUGCAGGCAAAGAUUUACUGGAAUACACUGUGAAACAGAGAUUAGGCCGUGUUCUUCAGCUCCAUGUCUGAACCGAGGUGUGUGCAAAGAGGUCGGCGAGACUUACAGCUGUCAGUGUGCGCGCAGAUUCACUGGAAAGCAUUGCGAGACAGAGAUCAGACCAUGUUUUUCUAAUCCCUGUUUGAACAUGGGAACAUGUGAAGACAUGAGCGAAGGUUAUAGCUGUAUCUGCACAGACGGUUACACUGGAAUCCACUGUGAGACAGAGUUAAGACCCUGUUUUUCAUCCCCUUGCCUGAAUGGGGCAUUGUGCAAAGAUGUUGGCAGUACUUUCAGCUGUGCGUGUGCACAGGGGUUUACCGGUACACGUUGUGAGACAGAACUGGGGCCAUGCUUUUCUUCUCCUUGCUUGAAUGGAGCAACAUGCAGAGAUUUGGAUUUUACUUACAGCUGUCAGUGUGCACAGGGAUUCACAGGGAUGCACUGUGAGACAGAGAUCAAGCCUUGUUUUUCAUCCCCUUGUCUGAAUGGAGGGACCUGUGAGGACCUGGGAGUUAUUUACGCCUGUUUAUGUGCACAGAGAUAUACUGGCUUGCACUGUGAGACAGAGAUCCAGCCCUGCUUUUCCUCGCCAUGCCUGAAUAGAGGAAUUUGUAAUAAUGAAGGUGCUUUUUACAGCUGUACAUGUGCAGAGGGCUUUACGGGAAAAAACUGUGAAACAGAGUUGAGCCCUUGCUUUUCUUCUCCCUGCCUGAAUGGAGCAACCUGCAUUGAUGUGGGUGCUAAUUACAGCUGCAUGUGCCCACAGGGGUAUACUGGGGUGCUCUGUGACACAGAGAUACCGAACCCUUGUACAUCAAAUCCUUGUGAGAACAGAGGUGAGUGCAGGGAGACAGAAGGAGGAUACUCGUGUGACUGCCCCACAGGUUUCAGUGGCAUGCACUGCGAGCACCGUGUGUCCGAUGACUGCCCCUGCAGGAAUGGAGGGCGAUGUGCAGAUGGAAACAGCACUUGUCACUGCCCGCCUGGACAUUUUGGGCUUCUCUGUGAAUAUGAGGUCACCUCGCUACCGUGCAGCAUGGGUUCACAAUGUCCAGAUGGCGGAUCGUGCAUGGAAUAUGGUGGAAGUUACUUGUGUGUGUGUCACACAGAUUACAUCCUUAGUAACCACUCAAUUCCCUCUCCCUGUGACUCGGAUCCUUGCCUGAAUGGUGGAACCUGUGAAUCUCUAGAUGAUGCAUAUACAUGUGCUUGUCCCCGUGGCUUCAGUGGAAGGCUUUGUGAGAAAGUAAAGCCAGCUCUGUGCAGCCUAUCACCUUGCCGCAAUGGGGGCACCUGCAAGGAGUCACGUGAAGAAUAUUAUUGCGUUUGUCCAUAUCCAUUCACUGGAAAACACUGUGAGACUGGUAUGAGGGGCCCUUGUUCAUCAGGUCCGUGUAAUAAUGGCGGUACAUGUUUCCAUUAUCUUGGGAAAUACAAGUGUGACUGCCCACCAAACUUCUCUGGACGACACUGUGAGAAAGCAGAGACAGAGUUGGACUGUGGAGCUCCAGAGGAGGUGAAAUACGCAAAGAUGAUUGUGACGUCUACACUGCCAGGUGGCCGGGCAGAAUAUCACUGUAAUGAAGGUUAUGUGAUCAGUACUCCAAACAAUGCUAGUGUAUGCAGUGAGGAAGGGAUAUGGAGCUUGCCUCCAGAGUGUGAAGAAAUAGAUGAGUGCGCAUCUCAGCCCUGCCAUAAUGGGGCAGCCUGCAAGGACCAAAUUUCCCAUUUCAUCUGUGAAUGCCAGAAAGGGUACAGCGGGAAGUAUUGUGAGCAAGAGACUAAUAAGUGUCUGUCACAGCCAUGUAAGAAUGGAGGCAGCUGUCAGGAUUUACCUGGGACCGUCAAUUGUAUUUGCCCUGAGGGUUUCACUGGAUCUUACUGUGAGACGGAGUUGGAUGGAUGUGACUCUUCUCCGUGCCAGAAUGGAGGCAUGUGUGAGAACCUGGCAGGUUCUUAUCUAUGUGUGUGUCCCCGGGGCUUUUUUGGCUAUUACUGUCAGACAGUGAGUGACAUGUGCCUAUUGAACCCCUGUGGUAACCGUGGGGUAUGUGUGUCCAGUGCAGACGGAUUAGUGAGCUGCACCUGCCGAACGGGGUACACUGGAACCAUGUGUGACAAAGAGCUGCUUCCGCCGUUGUCACUGUCUCUGGGUGCUGUUGGAGAAAACAGUGUUUGGGUGUUCUGGACCCCCCCGGAAGAUGGCACUGGGCAUGUGCUGGAUGGGUUUGCAGUCAGCUACACUGCUCCGGACGGCUUAUCAAGAACAGACUUUGUAGAAAGAGCUCACACGGAACACGAGCUUCGGGGGCUCAUCGCUGGCCGUUCCUACAACAUCACGAUUGUCACAGUAAAGCGCAACUUGCGGCACAAUGAUAUCAGUCGCCCCCUCUACCUCACAGCCCGUACACGGCCGCCAAAUGUUGACAGACCAAGGAUUCAUUCUGUCACAGACACAUCUGUCACAGUUUCCUGGUCACUAAGUUCUCACAGACACACAUCCAUUGCCCUUGUUCGACUGUUUAUCCAGCACCCAACAGACCCACAUCAGCAGGCAGAGCAGGAGCCAUCAGCAGGAGAAUAUAUCUUCAGGGAUCUACGUCCUGGAGAAAAAUACAGUGUCCAGAUCAGCACCUUGAGCCGGUCUGACCCCAGCCACCCACCCACAGAAAGCCUGCCCAGUGCCCCUUUGAUAGCCUGGACACGUCCACACGCCCCUACUAACCUUACGGCAGCGCUUGUCACAGCCAAUUCUGUGCAUCUGAUUUGGGAGGCACCUCCUUCUGGUUCGGUGGAUGGCUAUAUCUUCAAUGUGACAAAUAAUCACAGUACAAAGAGCCGGUAUGUUCCCAGUGGAAAGAUGACUUCCUAUACAGUGCGUGACCUGCAGGCUGGCCAGCGCUACCGGAUCACAGUGACUGCUCUGCGGAACACUCCACAGGGCCCAGUGAACAGUGAGCCCAAGACAGUGCGUCCACAGACACUGCAAAGGGAGGGACCUCAGGAGCGUCGCUGGACUCCCCCUCGAAUUCUGCGGAACAGGCCCCCUCCACAGCCACAUCAAGAGUUGCGACUGCUGACAGAAAGGGGACCUCCUCCUGCUGAUACUCCACAGCCGCACCGACUGACAGAGCUGAAAGAUGGACGCCGUCGUAUUUCAGCAAGGUUCAGCCAUCUUACCAAUAAACCAGUCAAUGCAACUAAAGAGCCUGAACCUCCAGUCAGAGUUGAGAGCUCAGAUGAAGCAGCUAUUCCCGAGAGGCAGGCGCUCCAGCUACAGGACCCCGAGCAGAGAAGCAGAGAAGGUGAACAACUGGGCUGCUUGGAGACACUGUGCCUAAAUGGAGGGACCUGUGUGAAUGGAGACACUUGUGACUGUCCUACAGGAUUUAAAGGGCAGCAGUGCCAGCUGGCCUGCAGAAAGGAGACGUUCUCCUGCACAAGACUCAUUUCUGAGACAACAUCACACCCAGUGUGGGAGGGAGGAAUCUGCCACCACCUGUACAGAAGAGUUUACAAGGUACAGAAUGAUGUGUGCUCCAGGGAGAUUUGUGAAGGUACCAGCAGAAGCAGAGCAAAAAGCAGAAUUCCUUCCAAGCCCUAAACAGCUGAAACUGUUUCAAAGCACUGAAUUUUGCAGGGGGAAAGGAUUUAAUCAGCACACUGCCCCAAGGGAGACGCUAAGCUUGUGUCUCCACCUCCCCAACAUUAAGGGACUCUGCGGCCUCUCUCUCUUACUGUGUCACAGUACUGGCCUUGUGCUUCUCUAAAGAGCUGCCCUCCUUCACAUCCACCUGUAAGGGAUCAGAAGUGUUCCCUCCUCUCCCUUGACAAACAUCUUACUCCUCCGUACUCCUCAUGAAUCUGAUGGAAGGCCUGGAGACAGUUGAUUUGUUUAUGGACAUACAGAGCAUGCUUUGGCUCUCCUAUUGAAUGCAGAACUUGUAUUAGAUCCCAAACGCUGUCCAGUCUGCAGAGCAUUGGUGUUCCUACUAGAGCCAAAGAUCUGCAGCACAAGACACUAUCAGGGGCCAGCAAAGUGCAGAUCUGACACAGUCUUGCUGAAAGCCCUACAGUAUGUAGAGCAGAACCUCUCUGCAUUAGAGUAGCUGCUUCAUUAACCCCUUAAAGGAGAAGGAAAGUCAUCUUGCACUUGGGGGUGCCAAAUGUUAGGCACCCCAAAGUGAUUGUGU